CUCUAGACCCAGACUCUAGAAUCACCUCUGCUUUCAUGAAGAGCCCCUAUUAUACAGCACCAUAACUACAAUAUGCCACCACAGAAACAUUCACAGACAGACUCUGCUCAUCCAUGUUACACCAUGGGUAAUGCCACUGCUCACCAUUGUACUGUUACUGUUCAUAAUAAGAGCCAAUACACUCUCUCUGGCUUCAGCCACUACGAUAAAUGUGGAAAGUGGGAAAAGAGGUUGCCACCAUUCAUUCCCCCCAAAGCUACUGCAGAAGGGGACCACGGCCACCCCGAUCAGACGACUCUCGGGGCAGAGGGAGUCUUCACCUACACCCUGAAAGACGCGUCCGGCAAGGCACACAAGAAGGUCGGUGUUGUCUUCAGCGCGCUCCACAACUAUUUCGCAGUAGGAAUCUACGACGUAGGCAAAAGCUGUGAUGGCUUGCUGUAUAAUGAGAUGGUUGGACCUGUUAGUCCAGGACAAGGACGGGAUGCCAGGGACAUGGGAGGGACUCAGUACAGCUCAGAUGGCGUCACCGUUUCAGGUCAAAUGACAGGCACCUGCCAGCUGGAGACAGGGCCGCUGAUAGCUUUGGCCGGGCUCAGGACAAACUCUUCUGAAAUGGCCCCCUCCUCCACUCAAUCCAUGCAACCCAAUUCUAGGCACCCUCCCUCACUGGGGCUUGACAGCAGAACCAGCGUCCUGGAACUGCCCCCUCUGCCGUUCAGGGCCCUGCUGCACAACUCUGACCCCCCUCUCCCCUGCCAGCCUGUCCUUGCCACCGGUCACUCCUCCUUAGCCACAGCCACCUAG
Messenger RNA from Engraulis encrasicolus (European anchovy), 807 nucleotides. RefSeq lists its product as uncharacterized. The transcript has 6 exons. The record is from RefSeq and is a predicted model, not a curated record. Lineage: Eukaryota; Metazoa; Chordata; Actinopteri; Clupeiformes; Engraulidae. Bases 73 to 807 code for a protein of 244 amino acids.